Molecule: messenger RNA, 676 nt
Organism: Nematolebias whitei (Rio pearlfish)
Lineage: Eukaryota; Metazoa; Chordata; Actinopteri; Cyprinodontiformes; Rivulidae
Product: protein CutA homolog
Exons: 6
Coding region: 120-632 (170 amino acids)
Biological process (GO): response to metal ion
Molecular function (GO): copper ion binding
Source: RefSeq, a predicted model, not a curated record
AACUGUCAGCCCAGUUCUUCUGUCAAAAAAGGAAGUUUGCUGCGUCUCGUCGUGCAUAAACAGGACUCAUUUAAGAACGAAGAGCAGCUUGUUUUGGUGUCCUGAAGAGCCGGACCUGAAUGAAGUUAAUUGCACCUAAAAGGAUGGAGUUGUUUCUCCAGAGAUGCCACAGAGAGGGAAUUUUAAACUCCGCCUUCCGGUCGGUGCUGCUCAUUACAAGUUUGUUCUUGGUCCUGGCAGUAUCCAUGUAUCCUGGGUUGAAAUCCUUGGCGGUUCAUCUUCAUGCAGUCUUAACAGGGAGCUACACACCGGGCCAUCACUCCGUCCUCCUCGUCAACAGUCCCAACGAACAGGCAGCAAAGGACAUUAGCAGAGCUGUCAUGGAAAGACAUCUGGCAGCUAGUGUUAACAUCUUCUCCAAGACAUCCACACUGUACUACUGGAAAGGUGAAAUCCAGGAUGCUACGGAAACCCUGAUACUGGUGAGAACUAAAACCUCUAGGAUUCAACAUGUUAUUGACUUUGUGAGGUCCAUCCAUCCCUAUUCGAACCCAGAAAUCCUCAGUUUUUCAGUGGAAGGCGGCAGUCUGGCCUACAUGAAGUGGAUGGAUGAAGCCGUUCCAAACGACUGAUCAAUGGACUGAAAUCUGUGUUAACAUGAACAGACGCUAAACAA